Messenger RNA from Sphaeroforma arctica JP610, 801 nucleotides. RefSeq lists its product as hypothetical. The transcript is spliced from 2 exons. The record is from RefSeq and is a predicted model, not a curated record. Bases 1 to 801 code for a protein of 266 amino acids. Lineage: Eukaryota; Ichthyosporea; Ichthyophonida.
AUGGCGGUCAAACUCCAACUGUUGGCUCAGGGCGACGUCCACAACUCCUCCUUGGCAAUUCGUGGCCGUUCUAAUCGCCCCUUCAAGUUAGGUGCUUUCAAUAUAUCUACUUGUCACGACUGGUUCACUGUAUGCGGUAUUACGGAUGGCACAGCGAGGCAGUACACAACAGAGAUUAAUCGAUUUCGUCGAAUUGCACCCCUGAUCGGUCUUUCACGGGACACACCCCCAGAUACACGCGACGCUGCUAUUCGAUACCUCAUAUAUCUCAUGAAUGACCUGAAUAUGAAACCGCCACAGACGCAUAUAGUCAGCGCCGCCAUGCUAAAGUGGAGCAGCAUACUCCGUUCACAGUCAACACACCCGAACGAGAUGACCACGGCCAUAUGGGGCGAAUUGAAGACCGUAUAUAAGUUAUUUUUUAUUCUUGACGGGCGCGCCACUAUCCCAGAUGAGCCAGCACUCAUUUAUGCCGGUUGGAUAUCGGCUGUCUACUCUUGUUCGGCGGUCUCGGUGCACUGGCGUGCUUUGAUAGUGUUCUUCUUCCUGGCCCUCCGGAUUUUGGGACAACAGCACUUCCGUGGCAACCUAGUAUCCACGGUGGACUCUGAUGAGGUGGAGGACGUUACCACCACCACGGCGCAACGCAUACAUUUCUGGGCGGAUCUGAAGUACCAGUUUGUGGCAGCAGGCAUCCCACAGGAAUUGAUAACGCCACUAACCUCUCACUCCUUUCGGCGUGGUUUCGCCGCAAGUGCCUUGGCUAUCACUAUGCCCCAGCGAAUUAUCAGUGCUAUCUAG